Archocentrus centrarchus (flier cichlid) is the source of this 1072-nucleotide messenger RNA. RefSeq names its product transmembrane protein 220 (gene tmem220). NCBI's taxonomy places the organism in Eukaryota, Metazoa, Chordata, Actinopteri, Cichliformes, Cichlidae. Bases 444 to 953 code for a protein of 169 amino acids. The record is from RefSeq and is a predicted model, not a curated record. The transcript is spliced from 6 exons.
CGUAUCCUCGUUUCGUUGAACAAGGCGCCCAAGGCCAAUGGCUCUUUUUAGGAUAAGAAGACGCCCGAAUGAGUCAUAUACCUCUGUAAUCACUUGAUUGUGUUCAUUGCAGACAAUUAAACAACACAAAAAUAAACGGAAGAGGAUAGAUGGAUAGAUGGAUGGAUGGAAUUAAAAUAAACAAAUAGUUUAACAGUUCGCGGUCUGGGGUUUAACCAGCCUGAGUUUAAAUAAUGUGAUUAUUGACGCUGAUGUCCAAACCAGUCCGUCUUAUAGUCGUUCACACUGCUUGUGGUCGGUGCUGCCGUCAGCUGACGUGGUUAACAUCAAGCGAACCCCUGGCCGUUAUUUUUGCCAGGCUAUAGGAACGGUGAGUGCGUCUAAUUUCACGUGUCCGCACGUCCCGUCGGCCCGGGCGGGGAAGUGAAAGGCUCCAAGCAGCAAUGGGAGAAGUUUGUGAGCAGAGGAAGUCGUGGCUUGGUGUUAUUUGGCAAAUCUGCAAUGUUUUCAUGUGUUUGUUCUUCGCUCUGGCGUCAUACGUUCAGAUCAAUGACCCUGACGCAGGCUUAUGGAUGGUGGGGUACGGCGUCCCUGCGGUCCUGUGUGCGCUUAUUGGCGUAAAGCCUCACCUGACAGAGACUUUGCCCUGGAGACGUGUUGCAGACUUCCAUGUGAUGAUUUCCAGCGCUGUUGGUGCCACGUUGGGCUGGGCAUUGUAUAAAGAGCGAAUCACACAGAUCUUCCAACAGGAGGAGGGCAGAGAAUUUUCCGGGCUCAUUUUGACGGCAGUUUGGCUUCUCCUGUGUCGCCACUCUGGAAGAGCUCCUGUCGGGAUGCUCCGAGUCUCCACAGCUGUUGUCAUCACAGUCUUCCCAUUUGUGGCCUGGCUUUAUUACCACAUCAAUAAGGAGCUGAGAUCAGACUGGCCUUCACACUGCACAACUGCCAUUUAGACAUCGGCCUGUGUUGUCUGAUGGAAUAUCUAUAACAGCUCAGGUGCACUUUAAUUUUGUUUUAGUUAAACACUUUUUGUAAAAUAAAAAAUAAAGUUUAUUGAAUGUGCCAGAUUAAA